This is a messenger RNA of Aspergillus ochraceoroseus IBT 24754, 1427 nucleotides long. RefSeq names its product putative RING finger domain protein. NCBI's taxonomy places the organism in Eukaryota, Fungi, Ascomycota, Eurotiomycetes, Eurotiales, Aspergillaceae. Gene Ontology annotation, molecular function: ubiquitin-protein transferase activity. Gene Ontology annotation, cellular component: SUMO-targeted ubiquitin ligase complex. The transcript is spliced from 3 exons. The record is from RefSeq and is a predicted model, not a curated record. Bases 205 to 1182 code for a protein of 325 amino acids.
UGCGGAUAAUUAACUUAACGAGUUAGUGAGUUAGUUAACCUAUUUCCUGGCCAUAACUAAGCAAUGGCCUCCACCACGACCAGCAUUUGAGGCGUUAACCUUCAGCAUCUCUUUCAACUUCCCUUCUUUACUCUUUUCUCACCUCCCCUCCCCUCCCCUCCGGAUUCAGCUGCUCGCCGCCGGCAAGUUCAUAUCCCACUCAUCAUGAACAGCGACUCUGGUGUUCAGUUUGUCGCUGCUAGACCUAGAAAGCGACGUCGCAGGGAACUAUCGACUACACCACAUGGCCAACCCUGGCGACCAAACGGGGAAUCGUCGAACCCAACCCCUCGUGCAUCCCUGCCGCCGUUACGAUAUCCUGGAGAUGGACUUGAUUUUCGAAGACCAGUCGCCUCCCCCGCGCUUGACGAAGGUGUUAUUGACCUUACAAACGAGCCGGACUCGCCGGAAUUCACGCGGCAGGAGAAUCCUCAAGGGAGGAACGUGGGUUCGAGAAGGCCGCGACAAUCUCAAUUUGGGGGAGAGAGAAUUGCGGAUGUGGUUGACUUGGAAGAAGAAGAACCGGAUCCCCCGAGUAGCCCGGAAGUUCAGUUUCUUUCAGCAAAUGUGAGACCACCACGACCGCCACCUCCUAGGCCUCAAGGCCUCAUCAGCUCGAACUUCUGGCGAAUGCUCCAACUCCCCCAUACCGGAUUAAUGGCAUCUGCUCCGCUACCUGGUGAUGAUGCGUACGGGCGACAUGUUCCCUGGAGAACACCCGCUUUCACUCCGGCCGACCUGGAAACUCUGUGGAUUGGCGAAGGCCCUGCUGGAGCCAUUGAUCUCACAAUUAACUUGGAUAUGGACUAUCUCUCGGGACUAACACCGGAAAGAGGACGCCCGGGCAGCUCGUACAAGCCUCCUAGCCCACCGCCGGAAGGGUUUACACGAUCGGUUGGAGAUGAUGAUAUCGCCGUAUGCCCAAAUUGCGACGCAGAGUUGGGUGUAGGGGACGACAGAAAGCAGCAAAUAUGGGUAGCAAAGCAAUGUGGACAUGUUUAUUGUGGGGAGUGUGCCACCAACCGCUCUUUGACGAAAGCGAAAAAGACCACCACAAGAACGAAACCUUUCGCUAAAUGUCAAGUUCCCGAGUGUGGCAAGCCGAUCAGUGCCCCCCGAUCGAUGUUCCAAAUAUAUCUAUGACGAGCACGGCGUGCUAUAUACGGUCUGGCAUGCAUAGCCUGGUGUUAGGGUGUGUUCCUUUUCUCAACAGUUUUCUCUUUCGAUACCCUCAUCGCAUUUGGUUCUGGUGGAUGGAUCUCGGUGUAAAUGUUUCUUCCCAACUUAUAUUGGCGCAGGCGCACUUUUUGGGUUAUGUUAAGCCAAUGACAUACUUAUCUAUUAAGUACGGAAUAAUUAGAAACCUAAUGUAUCGACACAGUAAAGAU